Arabis nemorensis is the source of this 960-nucleotide messenger RNA. The record is from the annotation of a GenBank genome assembly. Lineage: Eukaryota; Viridiplantae; Streptophyta; Magnoliopsida; Brassicales; Brassicaceae.
AUGGGAAUCGAUUACUAUAAGGUUCUUCAGGUUGAUAGGAGUGCGAAUGAUGAUGAGUUAAAGAAAGCUUAUCGCAAACUCGCUAUGAAGUGGCAUCCUGAUAAGAACCCUAACAGCAAAAAAGAAGCCGAAGCUAAAUUCAAACAGAUCUCCGAAGCUUACGAUGUUUUGAGUGAUCCUCAAAAACGAGAAAUCUAUGAGCAAUACGGAGAAGAAGGAUUAAAGAGCCAGGCUCCACCUCCAGACGCCGGAGCAUCUUUCGGGUUCAAUCCAAGAAGUGCAGAUGAUAUAUUCUCCGAGUUUUUCGGAAUCCCAAGGAACUGUGGUAUACCUUCUGGUUAUAGGUAUGGCGAUGACAUCUUCGCUGCGUACAGGGCUGCUACUGGAGGAGGAGGAGAAACCUCGUAUCCGGUAAGGAAAGGUGCUCCGAUUGAGAGACAAUUGCCUUGUAAUUUGGAAGAUAUUUAUAAAGGAGUCACCAAGAAGAUGAAGAUCUCUCGUGAUGUUUUUGACUCGAGCGGGAGGCCAACAGCGGUUGAGGAGAUCUUGACGAUAGAUAUCAAACCUGGUUGGAAAAAAGGAACAAAGAUAACCUUCCAGGGAAAAGGUAACGAGCAGCGUGGAAUCAUUCCAUCGGAUCUUGUUUUCAUUGUAGAUGAGAAACCGCAUUCCGUUUACAAACGAGACGGGAAUGAUCUUGUGGUAGUGCAAAAGAUCUCUCUCAUGGAAGCUCUCACGGGGUACACCGCACAGGUCACAACUCUUGACGGAAGAAUUCUUACCGUUCUUGUGGACAAUGUGAUCAGUCCGACGUACGAAGAGGUUGUGAAAGGCGAAGGCAUGCCGAUCCCUAAAGAUCCAUCAAGAAAAGGGAAUUUGAGAAUCAGAUUCAGCAUCAAGUUCCCUUCUAAACUAACCACUGAGCAGAAAUCAGGGAUCAAACGGAUGUUUUCAUCUUGA